Molecule: messenger RNA, 489 nt
Organism: Sphaerulina musiva SO2202
Lineage: Eukaryota; Fungi; Ascomycota; Dothideomycetes; Mycosphaerellales; Mycosphaerellaceae
Product: ribose 5-phosphate isomerase
Exons: 1
Coding region: 1-489 (162 amino acids)
Biological process (GO): carbohydrate metabolic process
Cellular component (GO): intracellular anatomical structure
Molecular function (GO): isomerase activity
Source: RefSeq, a predicted model, not a curated record
AUGUCUCAAACCCCCCUCCGCAUAGCUCUAGGCGCCGACGAAGCCGGCUGCAACUACAAAAGCACCAUCAAAGCCGACCUCGAAGCCGACCCCCGCAUCGCCCACAUUAUCGACGUCGGAGUGCACACCUCGGCCGACAAAACCGCCUAUCCACAUCCAGCCGUCGACGCAGCCAAACUCGUCGCGGCCGGCGAAGUCGAUCGCGCGUUGUUAAUUUGUGGCACGGGCUUGGGGGUGGCGAUUAGUGCGAAUAAAGUCCCUGGAGUGAGGGCCGUGACGGCGCAUGAUAGUUUUAGUGUCGAGAGGGCGGUUUUGAGUAAUGAUGCGCAGGUGUUGUGUUUGGGUGAGAGAGUGGUGGGGUUGGAGUUGGCGAGGAGGUUGGUGAGGGAGUGGAUUGGUUAUCGGUUUGAUCCGACGAGUGCGAGUGCGGCGAAGGUGGAGGCGAUUAUGGAGCAUGAGAGGAGGAAUUUUGCGGGGGUGGAGAAGUGA